AUGCACAGACACGGGGCCUGGCAGGAGAGCGUGUCCCCCCGGGAGCUGCAGCGCCGGGGGCUGUGCCUGCUGGGGCUGCGGGCUGACAGGCCCCGCACCGGCCUCUACGGCCCCCCGCUGGUNNNNUUCCAGCCCCGGACACAGCCCGGGCUGCCCUGCAACAGCUUCGGGCCUGGGGACAUCGUGGGCCUGUACGACUCAGCUGGCCGGGGUGAGCUGCUCUGCACUGGGGUGGUGACCCGUGUCACCCCCCAGGCUGUGACAGUGGCCUUUGAGGACUGCAGGGAGGGCCCCUCCAGCCUGGGCUGGGAGGGCUGCUACCGCCUGCUGAAGUUGGCCAACGAUGUCACCUACAGCAGGCUGAAGAGAGCUCUGUGUGCACUCCAGCAGUACCCUGGGGGUCCAGCCUCUGCCCUGAUCGAUGUCCUCUUCUUCACCUCUGCUCCCAGCACAGCCAGUGAAACAAGGCCUCUCAAGUUUUUCAAUGACUCCCUGGAUGCCUCACAGAGGGAGGCUGUCUCCUUCUCACUGGCACAAAGGGAGCUUGCCAUUGUCCAUGGACCUCCUGGUACAGGGAAGACAACAACACUAGUGGAGAUCAUCCUGCAAGCUGUACAGCAAGGCCUGAAAGUCCUGUGCUGUGCCCCUUCCAACGUGGCAGUGGACAACCUGGUGGAGAGGCUGGCAGGCUGCAGAGCCCGCCUGCUGCGCCUGGGCCACCCCGCGCGCCUGCUGGAGCCCAUCCAGCAGCACUCCCUGGAUGCUGUCCUGGCCCGGGGGGACAAUGCCCAGAUAGUGGCAGAUAUCAGGAAGGACAUCGACCAGGCCUUGGCAAAAACCAAAAAGGCUCAAGACAAGGGGGAGCGAAGCCACUUUCUGAGUGAGAUUAAGGUGCUGAGAAAGGAGCUGAAGGAACGAGAAGAGGCAGCCAUGGCUGCAGCCCUCACCCAUGCCAGUGUCAUCCUUGCCACGAAUACAGGCGCCUCCCCCGAUGGCCCGCUGAAGCUGCUGCCUGACAAUCACUUUGACCUGGUGGUGAUAGACGAGUGUGCCCAGGCCCUGGAAGCCAGCUGCUGGAUCCCUCUGCUGAGGGCUCCCAAGUGCAUCCUGGCUGGGGAUCACAAGCAGCUGCCCCCCACCAUCAUCUCCCACAACCACCGCGCCCGCGUGACAACCCACCCCUCCGUGGCACAGCAUCUGCUCAAGGACCUGCCGGGUGUUGCCUCUACAGAAGAGACCACAAUUCCCCUGUUGCUGAUAGACACUGCUGGCUGUGACCUGUUUGAGCUGGAAGUGGAAGAUGAACAGUCCAAAGGGAAUCCAGGGGAGGUGCAGCUGGUGGGUUUGCAUGUCCAGGCCUUGGUGGAAGCUGGUGUGAAGGCACAAGACAUCGCUGUGGUGGCCCCCUACAACCUGCAGGUGGACAUGCUGAGGGAGCACCUCUGCCACAGGUACCCAGAGCUGGAGAUCAAAUCAGUCGAUGGUUUCCAAGGAAGAGAGAAAGAGGCAGUGAUCCUGUCCUUUGUGAGGUCCAACAGGAAAGGUUCCCAGCCUGACCUUGUAGUGUGGGGCACCAGGAAAGGCCCCCAGCGCUUCGUCAGCGUCAGCAAGGAGCCCCUGCAGCCCCCCCAGCCCAGCCGGGAGCUGCCCCCUCCUCAGCCACAGCCUCCCAGCCCUGCUCAGCCCGGAGGAAGCAGUGGGGGCUCAGGGAACGUGGACCUGAAAACCCUGCACCUGGAGAGGGUUGAGAGGGAGAAAGCCCGUCGGGAGGAGGCAGCCAGGAAGGCUCAGGAGCCCAGGAGCAGCCCCCAGGGCAGCAGCAGGAGGAAGGACAAAAGCCAAGCCAAGGGGAAGCCAGCAGCCAGGAGCAUGGCAGAAGAGGACAUCGAUGCCCUGAUCCCACUGCAACAGGCGCUACUGCUUCAGCCACCACCUCCCCGAGGGAAGCCAGCAGCCAGGAGCGUGGCAGAAGAGGACAUCGACGCCCUGAUCUCUGCUGCCAUCAAGGCUGACAACACCUGCAGCCUCCCCAGCUGCCCAGCCAGCCUGGCAGCCCUGGGCCAGCUCUGCUCCCACUGCAACAGGCGCUACUGCUUCAGCCACCACCUCCCCGAGGUCCAUGGCUGUGGGGAGAAGGCCAAGGCCCAGGCACGGCAGAGGAUCAGCAGAGAGGGGGUUCUCUACCCCGGGAGUGGCUCCAAAGACAAAUCCCUGGACCCAGCCAAGAGGGCCCAUCUCCAGCGGCGCCUGGACAAGAAGCUCAGCGAGCUGACCAGCCAGAGGAAGAGCAAGAAGAAAGACAAGGAGAAAUGA
Molecule: messenger RNA, 2313 nt
Organism: Chaetura pelagica (chimney swift)
Lineage: Eukaryota; Metazoa; Chordata; Aves; Apodiformes; Apodidae
Gene: IGHMBP2
Product: immunoglobulin mu binding protein 2
Exons: 18
Coding region: 1-2313 (770 amino acids)
Molecular function (GO): zinc ion binding; ATP hydrolysis activity; 5'-3' DNA helicase activity
Source: RefSeq, a predicted model, not a curated record